AUGGUAAGUUGUUUAGUUCCUAAAAUUAAAAGAGGGUGUUGUUAUAUGCCUGAAGAAAAUUAUUCUAUCAAUUUGAAGUAUAAUAAUGCAAAAAAUCACGACAUGAGAAGAAACAGCAGUUUUAGGAAUUAUGAAUUAUCGAAUGUAUAUUCUGAAUUAUUUAGUAAAAUAGGUGGUAAAAAUGGUAAAAAUAUUAUACCUUUCUUAUGUGGUAGUUCAGUUGAGAAAAAAAAAAAAAAAAAAAAAAAAAAAAAGAGUAAACUGAUAGUGCCGUAUGAAAAAAAGUGUAAUACAAUACCCUGUUAUGAUAAAUAUAUAUGUGGUAGUGUUAAAAAGGGAACAAGAAAGAGUGAAAAUAAAAAAUUAAAAGAUUUUGAUUUACCUAAGAAAGAAGAUACUUAUGAUAUGCAGAACAACAAAUGUAAUAGUAACAUUUACGUUAAAACACCUAAACAUUAUAUAAAAUAUGAAAUGAACAAUAAGAAGUAUGAGAGAGAUAUACAUGAGGAAGUUAAUGGAAAUGUCCUUGAAGGGGGAAGCAGAUACAAGAACGAAUGUACAAUAGACAAUGAUGAUAUUAAAAAAAGAAGAAAAAAAAAAACAAAAAAAGAAAACACUAGUACAGUUUAUGAUAGUUAUAGUGUAGAAUCUGAUGAUGAGUAUCAUAUGGAGAAAAUGAAGCAAGAAGAAUAUAUUAACAAAAUAAAAAUGAAAUUUCCUAAAAAUGAUGUUUUGAGUAAAGGAAUACAUGCGCAAAAAGUAGGUGAGGGAAAAUUAUUGGAUUUAUCUAAAGAUAAAAACACUACGAAUGAAGAAGAAAAUUUUGAAUUUUUAAUAAACACUAAAAUUAUUAAAGAACAAAAUAAGGAUGUAAAUGAAAAAUCCAAAAAAUCUUCAAAUGAUAUUUUAUUUAGAGGAAAUAUAUAUAGAAUUGAACAUAUAAAUCGAGUAAGCAAAAAGGGAAAAACUAGUGGUGCAAAAACUGAAAAUAAAGAAAAAAUAAAUAAAAAGAAAGCAACUCAUUGUAAAGCUGGAACAUUUGACACUGCACAAGGAGGGGACAAAAAUAACAUAACAGGAGAAAAAGAAAUUGAAAAAAAAAAAAAAAAAAAAAUUUGUGAACAAAAUUAUUUUAAUAUAGACGGUAAAAAAUAUACAGAUAAAUAUUCCUCCUCUAAGGAAAGUUCUUUAUACGAAUUUUCUUUAUUAGGUGAAAUGGACAUAAAUUUUGAAUUCAGUAGUACUGAAAACGGGAAAUUGUUACCUAGCAGUAAUUCUAAAAAUGCACCAGUUCAUGAAAAUAAAGCGAAAGAUGAUAAGGACACAGUAGGGAAAAGCAUCGACGUAGGUGUAAGGGACAUAAAGCAAGAUAAGGAUAACACAUAUAGUUCUAGAGCCGAUCCAAAAGGUAAUAAUUGCUCACAUUUAGGUAAUGUCAAUUAUAAUGAAAUUAGAAGAAGAAAGAAUUUAACUGAAGUUAAGUGCACUAAAUGGGGAAAGGGUCAAGUGAAAAAUAGCGGGACCGAUACAGAACAUAGCUGUAAAAAUGGUGAAGGUCCCUUUGCGCUGAGUAUUAAAAAAAGAAGUGAAGAAAUGAUAAGAAAUGCACUUUACAGGGAAAAAAAUUAUGAACAUGUUAAUGCAAAUCAAAUGGAAAAUAGUGAAGGUAAUAAUAACACUUUUAAGAAGAACAUUAUUAAAGAUGAUAACAAAAUGAAUGGUAUUUUAAUACAAGGAGAAAAGAUGGACAAUAAAAACGUUUGCGUAAAGACAAGAACAAAAAAGGUAUCAGAAAAAGAUAAAGAAAGUAUAGAUAUAUAUAAUGAAGAUACAGCAAUAAAGGAAGAAAAGGAAAAAAAAAAAAAAAAAAAAAAAAAAAUAAUCGAUAAAUUGGAUGGCGCAUAUACGAUUAGAGAAAAAAGUGGUAAAUGCGUUCAGACUAUACAGAGAAAAAAAAUAAUACCAACUAAUGAAGAGAAUGCUGAACCAAGUAGUUAUACCCAUGAUGUGUGUAAUAGUUCUAAUGAAAACGAAAGCACAGUAACAAGUAAACUAAGAAAUAACGAACUAAGUGGAAAUAUAUCUAGGGUAGAGUCUGCUGAUAACACGAAUUAUGAUAAAAAAGCAAGCAAUUUAAAUUUGGACAACCUUUUAGAAUUAAUUAAAAUGAGAAAGGUGGAAAUGGACUGUUACCAAAAGUCUGAACAGGUUAAUCAAGUUAGUGUUAAUUAUAUGAAGAAGCAGGAUAAAAUAAACUGUAGAGACGGGACAAAGAAAAAGGAUAACAUAUACACGAUAAGAGAUUGUAACGGAAGAUUAAUAAAUAAUGAUAAGCAAAACGAAGGAAGUGUUCAUAUUGCACACAUAAGAAGAAUCGAAACAGACUAUGAUGAAUGUAGAAGUAAAUAUAGUGCACGUAUGAUGAUUACCCAUGAUAAUAAAGACAAAAUAAUGCCCAUGCCCCAUUACUCUUCUAAUUGUCGUACGACUUAUCACAAUUCAUCAAAUAGUGAGAUAGCCGGAAAGGGUGAAAAUAAUGGCAGCUUAAAUGAUAGUAAAGAGGAAAAUAUUAAGGUUGAUAUUCCAUAUGAACAGACAUCAAGAUUAGGAAAAGAAUUACAUAGGGGAAAAAUGAACAAGGACGAACUCUGCAUGGAUCGGGAUUCUACGUAUUCAGAAGGAGAUGAAGAAAUGAAUGCACUCACAUUAUUGGUGAAUAUAAAAAGUGAGGAGAACGAAAAAUUAAAAACAUUCUUGCAGUUACAAGAAAAUGAAAUUAGUUUCCUUCGAGAAAAAUUACAGCUCUCUUGUAAUAAAACAAAAGAUAAAGGAAAAAAUUGGGAAAAUACGACUCUUUAUAAGAAUUUAAUAAAAGCAAAACCAUCUACGUUUUUAGAAAUAAUUUUAAAAAACAAUCAAGCAGAAAUUAAAAAUAGCAAUCCUGGAAAUUAUGAAGGUGCAUUAAAAGAGAACGAAGACAAUAAAUGUACUACGUCUAGGAGCACUUGUGACCCUGGAAUUUAUGAUAUUAAAGAAAGUGGUGAAGAGCGUAAAAGCGGUGAAAUGGAUAAAAUUUGUAAAAGCGGUGAAAUGGAUAAAAUUUGCAAAAGCGGUGAAAUGGAUAAAAUUUGUAAAAGCGGUGAAAUGGAUAAAAUUCGUAAAAGCGGUGAAAUGGAUAAAAUUUGUAAAAGCGGUGAAAUGGAUAAAAUUUGUAAAAGCGGUGAAAGCUAUGAAAGUGCUUCCUCACGUUUGCACUGUCGACAUGAUAAAGUAAUCAGAUGUAGAACCCAAGAUAUGAAUAUUUUUAAUGAGAAUAAAAAUGACUCCAUAGAUAUACAACUUAACAUAGGGAAGAACCAAGUGCUCAAUGCAGAAAAAUAUGAAAACAUUAGAAUAUGUAGUGGGGAAGACUGUUCCUGGAGUUGCUAUAUUCAUGAUCGAAAAGAUUUAGGUACAUCUAUAAUUGAUAAAAAGGGAGAAAAGUGUUACAUGCAAAAAAUAAAAGCCGCAUCCGUCUCUCCAUAUAGACACAUAAGAAAAGAAGCGAUAAGAAAGAGUACCAGACCAUUCACAGUGUACUCAAAAAGUGGUAGCAAUAGGGGUAAUAGCCGUUGUAAUAUUAGUGGUAAUGAUGGUAUAAAUUUUAAUAACAAAGGUGAGAUAGACGAACCUAAAAUACAUUGUGGAAAUAAUAAUACAAAAAUAAAGGCUAACUUAAACAAAGUUAGUUCAUGUUUUACAAGAAGGAACAUACAAUGUGCAAACUGUAGUCAUGUAUCUUGCUUUAGGACAUGUCCUUACAAUAAGUUAAAAGCAAUAGAUUUUGGUGAGUUCAAUUCUAAUGAUAGCAAAUGCAUACACAACAAACAUGAUAAUAAAAUGUCGAGUGGGAGAUGUAAAUCUAAUAUUAUAAGUGUUAGAUGUUAUCCUAAGAAUAGAAAAAUUAUGACCAGGUCACGUAAAAAUUGUUCUUGUUCCCCGAGAAAAAAUCUUAGUAUAAAAAAGGAAAAUUGUACUUGCAGUCGCAAUCGCAGUUGCAGAAAUGAAAGUAUAUUUACAAAACUUUUUUCAUAUAUAAAAAAGAACAGUCUUUGCAAUGAAAAAAAAUAUAAAAAUUGUUUAAGAAGAAAUAAAUCAACAAGCUCAAUUCAACUCACGAACAACAGAGAAUUUCUUAAUCGCAGUUGGAACAGAUCACGUUCCUCUGCAUGCUUUAUAGAUAUUCAUCCAACCAAAUUUCAAAAAAGGAGUUAUAUUAAUAUUUGCUCUAAUAGAAACAACUUAUGUAGCAAAAUAAAUUGUACUAAUAACAGAUGUCUUAAUACAAUAGGAGAAGCUGAUGCCAAUGAUAUACCUAACGUACAAAGGUUACACGCAAGUGACAAAGAUGGAAAUAAAUAUGUAAUGGACAAGGAGAGAGAAACUAAAGAGAAUGCAAAAGAGCAGGUUACAAAGAAUCUACCUACAAAUGAUGGAUUAGCAAAAAACGGGGUUGUUAAAAAUAGUUCUAUAAUAAAUGGAAGAAUCAUAAAAAGGAACUGUAGAUAUUUACUAAAAAACAAUGUUCAUAAUAGCCAUAUUUGGUCAACUACUAUUCCAUUUGAAGACUUAAAUAAUUUAAAAAAUGAUGAAAUCGAAUAUACUGGUAAUUGUGAAGCAAGGGAUAAUAGUAACACAUUAUUACCAAACAAAAAUGGCAAAGAGAUAAAGGGAUAUUCUAACCUAUUAAUGGGAAAUAAAAAAUUGGAAGCAAAAGAUAACUUUAUAAAAAAGGAAGAAAUUGGAAGUAACAAUAUGAGCGUCAAAUAUAAUAAUCGUGUAAUAAAUUAUUCUUUGAAGAAAUGCUCUAAAGAUAAUACUACUGAGAAUGGAAAUAUGGUGAUAAUAAAUAACGAUUUGGAUAAUAUAAAAAGGAGAAAGAAAAAAAAAGUAAAUCGAAAAAAAAUGUUAAACGGUAAAGAACGAGUAAAAGAAAUAAGCAAGAAUAAUAAAAUUUCACAAAAGGGUAGUACUCAAAUGGACAUUAUCCAAAUGGAUACUACUCAAAUGGAUACUGCUCGAAUGGAUACUGCUCGAAUGGAUAAAAACAAACUUCUAAUAGACUACUCCAUCAAUACAUGUAAAAAAGAGAGUCCGAGGGACACAGCUAGCCAAAAUGUUGAAGUACUUUAUAAAAAAAAUCACAAACAAACUAAUAAGAACAAAAAAAAAAUAUAUCAUGUUUGUAAUUCAAUGAAGACAAAUAAAACUUGUAAAAUAUUUCUUGUAGCAAAGGGAAAUAAAGAUAAGCACGUGGAGAAUAAAUAUACUAGCUAUUUAAAAAAAGGUGCUGACAUGUUCAUAAAAAAUGAAAGCACAACGGACGUGGAAUGUGUAGACAAGAAAAAUGAAAUAAGUGGGAAAAAAAAAAAUAAUCUUAGCUAUACUGAUAAACAAAAUGAUUAUGCAGCCAAUGCAACGACUUCUAACAGCAUCCAAACAGACAUAAUCGAUGAUUAUUCUACUUGCUCAAAUGAAGAUAUGUAUUUGUGGAAGAAAAAAGAAAAUUACGAAAAGAAGAAAAAAAGGAAUCUCAAAUCUCAACAAUUUAAAAUUCUUAAUUUAAAUGAGCAAAUUAAAAAUAAAUGUUUUAAUGUUCACUUAAUAAAUUCAAAUAUGCACCUAAAUAGUCCAACUAAAAAUAUAGUUAAAAAAAUAAUAUUAAAUUGUAAAAGCAUUAAUUUGGAUAAAAAAAAAAAAAAUGAACAAAGGAAAGAAAGAAAUGGAUAA
Molecule: messenger RNA, 5769 nt
Organism: Plasmodium malariae
Lineage: Eukaryota; Apicomplexa; Aconoidasida; Haemosporida; Plasmodiidae
Product: conserved Plasmodium protein, unknown function
Exons: 1
Coding region: 1-5769 (1922 amino acids)
Source: RefSeq, a predicted model, not a curated record